Cydia amplana is the source of this 1579-nucleotide messenger RNA. It is a transcript of the gene pio, whose product is annotated as cuticlin-4. Lineage: Eukaryota; Metazoa; Arthropoda; Insecta; Lepidoptera; Tortricidae. The record is from RefSeq and is a predicted model, not a curated record. The transcript is spliced from 11 exons. The coding region runs from base 323 to 1555 and encodes 410 amino acids.
CGGCGCACGCGCACAGUACCAACCCGACCACCGCCCGCGCGGCCGCGAUGCCCAUCGCAACGACAACCGAUAACGAAACGCAAUUAAAACUAAACUAAAAACACCAAAAACAAAACGCGCGACUACUCGAAUCCAUCAAAAAUUCAAAUUUCGAAUUCAUACUUUUUAAAAUCUCACAACGAGUUGAGCAUAUGGCCAGUCCAAGGAUGUGAACUUUUUUUUGUUUCGGCACAGUGCAUUGAAAUGUGGAUCUUAAGUGUAUAGUGUAAAGUUCAGUUUUAAAGUGUUAAGGAUUAAAAUAAGUUUUUAAAAAGACUGAGCCAUGUGGAGUAUACUUCUAGUCUUGGCGCUUCUAGCGACCGCGCGUUCAAAACAACUCCCGACGUCCACAGAGCUAUCCACAACAGCGAUAGCGAAAGCGACAGACGAGGACACAACGCCAUGGCCCGGCUCUCUCGCUCCCUUAGAUACGCUUGCCGUCGCGUGCGAGCGAGACAGCAUGCACGUGACCAUCACGCUGGCACAUAACUCUGUGUUUGGAGACAGCAUCUACGACACGUUCAACGGCAUAGUGUACCCAGCAGGUCUGGGCAGCAACUCCUCCUGUCUCCGAGAGUACGUAUCAGCCCGGGGAGACCUGCAGUACACCCUGCCUCUGAAGGGCUGCAAUACCAUGUCCACAGACAACAACGAUGGCACCGUAGAGUACUUCAACAACAUCAUAGUUCAGCCCCACCUCCGCCUGGUCACCGGGCAGGGCCGUGGCUACCAUGUACGGUGCAGAUAUAGACGGAGGGACUUGGCACAGUUCCACAUCUACCCUCGAGCUUCAGCGCUUAGCUCCAACACUCUCGAUGAACAAGAGGACUUCGACGAAGACUCCGGUCUGCUGCCGUCCGUUACGAUGAAGAUUUACAAAGGGGACCCGAAAGAUAAACAGGUGGCGUCCAACGUACGGAUCGGCGACACGCUGACCCUAGUGGUGUCUCUAGAGAAACAGAGGCGUUUCGGCCUCCUCGUCUCCGAGUGCUCCGUCAGGGACGGGCUAGGCUGGGCCGAGCAGAGCUUGAUAGCUGACGAUGGUUGCCCGUUAGACGGCGAGAUAAUGGGCAUGUUUCAAUAUGGCGACGAACGGCAGGAUGCACGCGUGUCGUUCCCGGCACACAAGUUCCCAUACACCGCCAGCGUGUAUUACACGUGCGAAGUGAAAUUGUGUGACUUGAACCAUCCCACCGACUGUGAGCCAUGCUCUCACAAGCGGCGCGUGCGCCGGCAAGAAGAAGGCUCGCCGGCCACUGUGGAAGUGUUCUCUGGACUUUAUGUCAACGAGCAAGACUCGCUGGACAACGAGGUCACUAGUGAGAAGAAAGACGACGAGAUCUGCAUAUCGCAGCGUAACUUCGCCAUCGGAAUCUGCAUCGCCGGCGUCAUUCUCAUGGCGUGCGUCAUCGCCGCCAUUGCUUUCAUCCUGGCGCGCAGGCGCGGGAAGAGCCAUUCCGGUAGCUCGCUGUAUAGUGGCCCUUAUACUAAUACUGGGUAUUCACAUGCUAGCUAGACAGUUCCAAACUGUACUUCAAUU